CAGCGAGCGAAGCCGCUUUGCUCACAGCGCGCCAAGCCGCUUUUUACGGAGCAGCCGGACAGCGCCUGGAUCGCGACAAGGGAACUUAUCCAGCGGCGCCGUUUUCCCGAAUGUGUGGCGGCCGCGCGCGAGUCUAUGAGACAAAUACACCCGGGGGAUAAUGUUCAUUAUGCAUACUUCUCUGCCUCUUUUCUUCUUCUUCUUCACCUUCACUAUUGCCACCACUGUUACUGCCACUACUAUCCUUCACCUGACUCGUUGAACGCAGCAUGCAACUCACUAUACGCUAAAUGAAUAAUGCACUAGAAUGUCCGCGCUGAAAAAGGGUUUCACAGCCUCUGAAGGGCGAAUGUAACCAGCACAAGUUCUCCCAUUGCUGCCUCUUGUGAAUACCUGCAACGCAAACAAAGCUCAGACAUUAUGGGGACAACUCAGGUUUUGCCUGGCAUUCUGCAGAAACACUGCUGUAUUUUACCAGAUAGGAAUACAGAGUCACAGUGCACACUCUGUGGUGAACCUGAAGGUUUGGAUUCUCUGACAGGGCAUGCAUUUGCAGAGGAAGACGGUGGUGACCUCCUCAAGACGGGGAUCAGUUUUCCUGGCACGCCAGAAGAAGAGCUAGAUCAGCUGUACUCAUGGUCUCCAACCCAGCAGUCCUUCAGUGAGGAAAGAUAUUCUCCUGUUUCAAGGAACAUGAAAGGAUUAUCUGGCAGUCGUAAUCAAUCACAAUUAUGUUCUGCGCAUACUUGUGGUUUAGCAUCCCCUGAAGAUUGUGAACACAGCCACGAUCAUCUUCAUCAUGGCCAGGAGUCAAGGCAAUCGUAUCUUCUCAGCCCAACUGAGAGUUGCCCAGUGGAUCACCAUCGCUGCUCACCACGAAGCUCCAUCCAUUCAGAAUGUAUGAUGAUGCCCAUGGUUAUGGGUGAUCAUAUGUCCAGUAGCACUUUCCCCAGAAUGCACUACACCUCACAUUACGAAACUAGGGACGAUUGCACCAUGUCUCAUGCAAACCCGAAGAUUAACCGGAUCCCAGCAAAUUUGCUGGAUCAAUUUGAGAAACAACUUCCUCUCCACAGGGAUGGCUUUCACACUUUGCAGUACCAAAGGACAUCCACCGCAGCUGAACAACGCAGUGAAAGUCCAGGUAGAAUACGUCACCUUGUUCAUUCAGUCCAAAAACUGUUCACAAAAUCACAUUCUUUGGAAGGCUCUUCCAAGAGCAAUGUAAAUGGGGCAAAGGGAGAUGGCCGAGGUGAUGACCAUCAUCAUGGACAUCAUUCUAAACAUAGCAAAAGAAGUAAAAGCAAAGAGCGAAAGCCUGAAAGUAAGCAUAAAACUGGAAUGAGCAGCUGGUGGAGCUCUGAUGACAACUUGGACAGUGAUAGCACUUACCGAACACCUAGUGUGGUAAACAGGCAUAAUGUGGACCAUAUCUCUCAUUGCUAUCCUGAAGCUCUUCAGGGACAUUUUGGGGAUCUCUCCUUAAAGACUUCAAAAAGUAACAAUGAUGUGAAAUGUUCAGCUUGCGAAGGUCUUGCAAUGACCCCGGAUGGCAAGUACAUGAAAAGGAGCUCUUGGUCUACCCUCACAGUAAGCCAAGCUAAAGAAGCUUAUCGGAAGUCGUCUCUUAAUCUAGACAAGCCUCUAGUUCAUCAGGAAAUAAAACCCUCCCUGAGACCAUGCCAUUACCUUCAGGUACCUCAAGAUGAAUGGGGAGGUUACCCUGCUGGUGGUAAAGAUGAGGAGAUUCCCUGCAGAAGGAUGAGAAGUGGAAGUUAUAUUAAAGCCAUGGGAGAUGAGGAAAGUGGAGAUUCUGACAGUAGUCCCAAAACAUCACCAAAGGUAGCAGUCCAUCCGGAAUCAUUGUUAAAAUCUAUUGGACAAAGAGCCCUUGGUGACCACCAGAAUCAGAGCUAUCUGCAAGCUACAAGUGAAGUGCCUGGUGGCCAUACCCUGGAUCCUUCGGCAAACUACAAUUCCCCUAAGUUUCGAUCAAGGAAUCAGAGCUAUAUGAGAGCAGUAAGCACACUCAGUCAGGCCAGCUGCGUUAGCCAGAUGAGUGAAGCAGAGGUCAAUGGGCAAUUUGAAUCUGUUUGUGAAUCAGUGUUUAGUGAAGUUGAAGCUCAGGCCAUGGAUGCCCUCGGCUUGCCAGGUUGCUUCCGAACCAGAAGUCACAGUUACCUGCGUGCCAUUCAAGCUGGUUACUCUCAAGAUGAUGAAUGUCUCCCUUCAAUGGCAUCUUCUAACAUCACCUCAACAAUCAGGUCAACAACGGCUGUAACUUACACAAGUUACAAAAAGACCCCUCCGCCUGUACCCCCACGAACCACCUCGAAGCCACUCAUUUCAGUUACAGCACAGAGCAGCACAGAAUCCACCCAGGAUGCCUAUCAGGAUAGCCGGACUCAGGGGAUUUCCCCAUGGCCUCAGGAUGGCCUCAGGAUGUACAACUCCACGGACAGUUUGGAUAGUAACAAGGCUAUGAAUCUGGCCAUGGAAACGGCAGCUGCACAACGCCACAUGUCGGACAGUCAAAUCAGCUCUGUGAGAACCAGUGACAAGGCCAUCCUUGUGACAAAGGCUGAGGAGUUCUUGAAGAGUCGGCGCUCCUCUAUAGGGAUCCAGGUGGAAGCAGCAACUGAUUCAGACAACGAUAGUAAAGGCUUACGGGAGUAUCAUUCGGUUGGAGUGCAAGUGGAAGAUGAUAAACGCCAUGGACGAUUUAAGCGCUCAAACAGUGUAACGGCAGCUGUUCAAGCCGAUUUAGAACUUGAAGGCUUUCCUGGACACAUAACAAUGGAGGACAAGGGACUUCAGUUUGGUGGCUCUUUCCAGAGACAUUCAGAGCCAAGUACUCCUACUCAGUAUGGUGCAGUAAGAACUGUACGGACACAAGGCCUCUUUAGUUAUAGAGAAGAUUAUAGGACCCAGGUUGACACCUCCAAUCUCCCGCCACCUGAACCCUGGUUGGAACCAUCCAUUGAGACCAUUGAAACAGGACGAAUGUCUCCAUGUCGACGGGAUGGGUCAUGGUUUAUGAAGCUGCUACACACUGAGACUAAAAGGAUGGAAGGAUGGUGUAAAGAGAUGGAGAGAGAAGCAGAAGAAAAUGAUCUUUCUGAAGAAAUUCUAGGUAAGAUUCGAAGUGCUGUAGGAAGUGCACAGUUGCUAAUGUCGCAAAAAUUCCAGCAAUUCUAUUGGCUUUGUCAACAGAAUUUGGAUCCCAGUGCUAUGCCCCGACCAACUUCACAGGACCUGGCAGGAUUCUGGGACUUGUUACAACUCUCAAUUGAAGACGUCAGUAUGAAGUUUGAUGAACUGCAUCAGAUGAAACUGAAUGAAUGGAAAAUAAUAGAAUCACCCGAAAAAAAGGAAGAGAGAAAGGUUCCUCCACCUGUACCAAAGAAGCCCCCUAAAGGAAAAUUCCCCAUCACCCGAGAGAAGUCUUUGGAUCUGCCCGACCGACAACGCCAAGAAGCUCGAAGACGCCUCAUGGCUGCUAAGCGGGCAGCCUCUUUCCGGCAAAACUCCGCUACGGAGCGUGCAGACAGCAUUGAGAUCUAUAUUCCAGAAGCCCAAACGAGGCUUUAAAAGACCCAGAUGCUGCAUCGUUGCUUCCUCUUUUUUAAACAAACGAAGGAACCAAGCAAGUGCUUCUACAGCUGGUCUCCUCUUCCCUGCUCUUUUUUUCCUCCCUAUUCCUGGCCCCCUCCCUGCCCUGUUGUUGUCUCCUUUGUGCCAGACGCACAACAGAAUGCUGUUUAUGUCCUCAGAAUUUGCUGAGCCCGUUGCAAGAAUCCCUGCUCUUUUCUUUUUUGUAUUAUUAGGAUCGGACUACACCAGUCAGCUCCAAUGCAUAGGGCUUGUUGAGACCUUACCUAUAAAAAUUAUGUUCUCAGAGGACAACAGGAAACACCUCUUGAGAUGGAACCCAGCUUACUUUUUUGGUUAUUUAUAUUUUUAUAAAUGAUGCGAUAACUAGGAAUAAGAAAAAAAAAACCACAAACUUUGAAUUGGGUGCAUCUCUCCAUUCACCAGAGGCAUUAGCUAAUUCAAGUAGAAGGUGCUACAAAUGUAAAGUGCAAGAAAAGAAGGAAUCCAUUUCUCUCCUCCCUUCCCUUCCCUUCCAGCUUCAGUUUCUUUGCCUUGAACCCGAUUAGAUUUUCUGCCCACGUGCUCGGCAAUUCUGCUUCUCUUGGUUACUGCAAACUCGCACCAGGUCUCUCCUCACAUCUCACACUGAGUUUUUGGAGAUGAACAGAAAUAUCCAGCCAUGAAAACUCCAACAUUCAUCCAGAACAGAGAAGCAUAGGAAUCAUUUCCAAUUGGGAAAAUCUGUCCCUGAAAGAAAGUGUCCUCCUUGGACACCCAUCCAGAAAUCUGAAGGAAAAAUGCAAAGGAACUUGAAGAAAGAGGAACAAAGGAAAGCCUUAAGAAUUUUGAUCAUCUGUAGCAAGAUGUGAAAGCUCUAUUUACUCUUUGAGAACAUUCAUUACAUUUUAAACAGUUCUUUUAUGUUGUACUUCUUUCAUUUGUGAACACUCUUUUUUUUUUAAUUUGAAAAGCGAUGCUACGCGUAAUAUUUGAAGUUUCAAAAUGCUAGAUCAAUUGAGUUUCCAGGGUAUCCUUUCAAACAAAAAACAAAACACAAAAAAAGUUUGCUUGUUUAAAAUACCAGUUGUGAUGUUGUAACCAGUUUAAGAAAUAUGAAUGUGAGUGGUAAGUAUAUCUCAGUUUCAAUGGUAAUCUUAAGGUAAAAAAAGGUGAACUGUGGUUUACAUUUGUAUUUUUUUUCCAAAAUUCUUUUUUCCUAUGCAGUAUGAAUUAAAGAUAAGAAAAAGUUUCUUGAUUGUUUCAGACGUAAAGAACAUGUUUUAAAAAACAUGUGGCUUCUAACAGUAGAAUGUAAGAAAGGUAGCAUGUUUCUAAGUUCUUGAUCAACAUCACAGCAAAAGCUAGAAAUUACACAGAAGUUUAACAAAUUCUGAGAAUAAUGCAUUAUUGUUUUUGCCUUCUUAAAGGCUGUGAUCCAAGUUUUUGAAUCUUUUCAGGUGAAGAUACAAGAAAACAUAUCCCGCCACUAUCGAAGUCAGAAUUCUGAGUCAUACAAAAUAUUAGAACAGAGUCAAGAUUCUGUUAUCAGUCUGUUAAACAAAAUGUAUUUAGCCAUAGACAGAACCGCUAUUUAAACUACAGCACUUUGAUUCUUCACCUUGAUGAGCACUUUAAAUAUGUAGUUUGCGAGCCCUUCAGCUUGUCACAUGACUGAAAAAUGCUAGACAUUUUAACAGCAAUCUCCAACCAGGUGCCCUCCAUAGAUGUUGAACUACAUCUCCCAUCAUGCUAGUUUGCAUGAACAAUAGCAGUGUUAUAUAAGAAUUGUACAAACGAUGGGGAAGUUUAGUCCUAAUGUAUCUCAAGAGCACAUGUUGGAGAUUGCUGUUGUAGGAAGUAAAGAAGACAUUAGGGUUUCCAUCCCUCAUCCCCCUUUCUUCCAAUAUAUUUUGUUAAGCAUGCAUUCUGUUUUAGGACAAAGCUGAUAUAAGCAUGUUUAGCUUCAAGAUACGAAUCUUUAGAGUUGAAUGUUUGAGAAGGAGGGAACACUGUAAAUUGAGCCUGAUCUCUUAUGUAGAAUUUACCAAAUAGCCUUAAAUUGCAUUUGGAAGCAAAAAAAAAAACAAAAACAAAAACCCAUGAGGAAUGUACAGCAUAAAGAAAGAAAGAAAGAAAGAAAGAAAGAAAGAAAGAAAGAAAGAAAGAAAGAAAGAAAGAGAAAGAAAGAAGACGACAACAACGAUUAACAAUAAUAAUGAAAUAUUAAUAUUCCUGAACUAUUAGUCUGUGAUGAUUAAGAUAUUCCCAUCCACAGAGUAUUCAAAGAAUUUCUGCACUUGGAAAUAAAUUGAUUUUGGGGUAGUGUACAAUAUUAAUGCUGCUUAUAGUUUUGUUUUAAAUGCAAGAAUAUCUGCAGGGAUAAGGCAUCUUUAAAGAUAACUUUAUUUCAAAUGGAGCUGUUAAUUAGAAAUAACUACAUGGAAAUAAAAGAAUAAAAUAUGCAUUUCUUUGAGACAGCAGAUUUGAAAUAUAUCUUUCUCUCCUUCUGCUACAUCCCUAUUAUGCUGCUAUGUUUUUAUUUCAUUUUAUUUUAUAAAUAUUGCGAAAUCACAUGUGCUUUUCAUCCUUCCUUUAUAUAGAUAAGGGACUGAGGGUGAUAAAAUGAUCUACAUUUGAUUCACAACCAUAGCAUACCCAGAGACAAAAAAAAAAGUUCCUAGCUAUGAAAUAGAAAGCUUAGAACAGCUAACCAUAUUUGCACAUCAAUGCCCUCCAAUAUUGUUUGCACAAAAAAAUCAUUAAAUUUUAAACUGUUUUUGCUGGAGCUGUAAUUAGUGAUUGCACAGUUAGGUGCUUCUGUAUUCAAUAUUCGGUUUCUACUAUUUGCAAUGUAUGUUAGUGUACCAGCAAUGAUGACAACAACAAAAAUAUAUGCUAGAUUGAAAAAGCACAUAUAAACACCCACAGCUCCAGCAAAUAUACAUAUUUUUUUUUAAAAAAAAGGUGUAUAUCCAAUUCACAUACAAUUAAUAUAAUAUAUAGUUUGAUCCUUUCUCUAAGAAUUUAAGAGAGGUUCCCAAAGGAAAAAUUCACUUCCGGGACAAACAAAAUGUUAUUCAAAAUAGUCUGAAGUUCUUUUGGGGGUUUUUUUUUUUUUACAUAAAAUCAUUUUUUAAAAGCAUACUCUCAUUGAAAAGGAAGGCAAAAUAUAUGAAGGGUAAAUUUGGCUCUUUUGAAAGUUCUACGCUAAAUUGUAUGUUGCUCACGCAGUGAUGGGAAUAUGUUGAAGGAAUGCCUUUGCCACUGUAUGUCCCCGUUUGUUCCACUUCUGUUCCAAAGAAAAAUCUUUAAAAUGUAAACCAGAUGCCUUCUGCCCAUUCCAAUGAAAUGUUACCUGUUCACAAGUUGAGUUUUUAAGUGCAAUAUAUUUAAUCUCUUUUAUAUAGGAAAGAUUAAAACAAUAAUGGCAAAUAAUAAGCCAUGCUUCUUAUGUAUUAUAUUUUUAAUUUGGGAGAGGGAGAUAAAAAUUAGUCUUUCUAUUACGUGUGUCACAAGUCAUUCGGCCCUGUCUAGAAUGAAUGUGAAAAGUAAUAUAUUUGAGAAUGACUUGCAGUGCUUUUGAUUUAAAGACUCUUUCAACAGUAUAAAAUACAACUGUAUAUUGCAGGACCAUUGAAAAUUAAUCACUUCCAUUUCAAUUAUGACUAUAUUCCUGUUUCAAGACACAGCAAAGUUAAUGAGUUUGGGAAAUAAAAUGCUCUAAUUCUAAUAACAAUAGACAAAAUAAUAGUAAAACUUGCAAAAUAGUGUCUCACAUGCAUACAAUAUCUGUUUAGAAAUAAGAUCCAUUAAAAUGCAGAUGGUUUAUUCUCAAGCCAUGUGGGCGUGGAGUUGCAACCUGAUUUUGUUUUGUUUUAAUAAAAAUGUACGUGUAAUUAUUAGAAUCAUGAACAUUAUUGCAUUAGGUUAAUAAUGCUGUCCUUCAUAUAUUUAUUCAGAAAUAAGCACUAUAUUUCAUGGCAUUUACUUCCACACUUUCUAAUCCUAAACCCAUAUUCACGGUAGUGAGCCCCAAUGAAUUCUGUAAGCCUUAAUAACGUAUAGUUUUAGAGCUUGAUGGCAAACAGCAGUCCUUAUGCUGGCAUAUCUCAAAUAGCCUCAUUAAAGUUAUUGCAUCUUGUUUUCAAGUAAACAUGCAAAGAAUUAGCUUGAAUGGAACAAAUGUCUAAAUGAAAGCGGAAACUAUUCUUGACUUCCUUUUCCAGGAGUCUGGGCUAUGGUUUAUAUCACCCGUCUUCCAUUUUAUGUCAGCCAUUUAUUAUCAUCUUUAUUAACAUUCUUUAUGAGUUACAUCCCAUCAUUUAAAACAUCAUUAGAGCCAAUUACAGUAAAAUAUUUUGUAUGUACAUUAUGAUUUUACUACAUAAUUGAUCUGAAAGGACUUUCUUGGAAUAAUAUGCAAGGAUGAAAAUAUCAUUAUGGGUAAAACCAAAUGGUAUUUGGUAACUUUUAGCUCAUUAUCAACAAACUAAUUUUUCUCUUACCUACUUUACUUACAGCACAUAUAUGUUGAAUUCAGAAAAAAGAUGUGGUUUUUAUAUAAAACAUUCAUUGAAAGCAUUUUGAAAGACAGGAAUUUGCUGUUUUGCUAUUAUACGCACAGUCACACACAAGCACUUAAGAUUGGUUGUAUCAAAUGCAUUCCAGAAGCCAUGCAUCUAUUCAAAGAUUUCCCUCUUCUACAAAUGUAAAGGAGCCUUCAAAGUGAGCAUGACACCACAUCCUGCAGUUUUCUUAAGAACAAUGCAAAAACCGUUUGCCAUCCUGUCUUUCUACAAGGCUUUUCAGUUUAGCCUAGAGCUCUGCUUCUCUGGAGGAGUUCCCUCUAACUGCUAACUAGGGUGGACCCUGCUGGGCUUCCAGGCCCAAACAUUGUACGUUAUCAUCAGCUAAAAAUUCUGAAAGCCUGAAAAUAUGUUCGUUUCUUAGAAGCAAACUGACGAAUGCUUAUGUUAUUCUGACUCAAUUCUUCCCCUGCCAGAGCUCUCCUUCAUGUAGAAUUGUUAAUCCCUGCACAAAUGGAUAUUGACAGUGGAUAUUCAAAACAUGUUGAGAUAAGAUUGGCUUAGGGGAGAUCUCCCUCUUUCAGAAAAUAAUAAUGGUAUCUUUCCUUAAUCUUUCCUUAAUUUGUUAGUUUUAACAAAUUAUUUAAUCUGGGCUGUAAAAGUACAGAUGACCACUAAAUUCUUACUUUGCUACCCUCUAGUGGAUCUCCUGAUACAGGCAGCCUUCCUUCUCCAGUGGCCAAGCAAGCAGCAGGAGAUAUAACUCAGAGAUAUAACUUUGGCCAUUGUUUCCUGUACUAUUAAGGCUUGUCAGUGAGUUUCCCCCCCCCCCCCCCCACCCCACUGUUACAUCCUUCUGGCUCGUUUUCAUCAGAUUAGUUAGGCAAAAUGGGCCAAUUGGUGGGAUAAAGAUAUUUCAAUGACAUAACCACUCAUGUGAGGUUUAACCCUUAGAAGACAAAAUAUUGUUGGUAUUUCCAUAACCCAACAACAGCCCUCCCUCCUGAUCUAGUUAAGAUGCUGGAGGAAUAGGACUGUUGUGACUCCAUUUCUCUAAAAAUAGUUUUGCACUAGUUUUACAUUUGCACAACUGCAACUGGAGCUUCUUAGCACCUAGGAAUUAUAUCAUCAUGCAGGUUUCUUUGUUUAAUUAGCAGUGCCUCAUGUACCUUGCUAAUGUUUGUAUCAUUUAUAUAUUAAUUCCAUUUCUCAUAUUCAUUCCUUUCAUACAUUUUAAUUAUGGGACAGCUCUAGAGGUCUGUGCUCCAUUUACUCACAAGGGCUUCUAUAGAAGAUUUAUCAGCUAGAUGAUGUAAUCAGAAAAAGAAAUGAGGGUAUCCGUUCCAUGCAUAGUUCUCUUUCUGAAUAAGAUAUGGAGUUCUGAAAUGUUGUUUACAUUUUGCUUGCAUCUUCCUGGCCCUGUACAAUGCAUGAAUAUUUAUAUAAAAUUAAGUUCUAAACUAUAGAAUGGAAGCUUAGGAAAAAAACUAAUUAAGGGAGAAAGUAUUGCAAUGACAAAAGCCACAAAGAUAAACAUAGCUCCUUUUUGCUUUAUUUUUUGUAUCCUUUUCCUAAUCAUGUUUUUUAAGAUGGCUGAUACAAUAGAUGUCUGAGUAAUAUAAAAGCUGGAAAGCUUUUCAUAAUCAAAUGGCUUCAUACUGAGUAUGAGAUAAAAAAAAAAAUAGAAAUCAGCCAAGACUAGCUAAGAGUCUAUCAGAGUCCCUUUUUUUCUUUCAACCAAACAAUAAUCACAGCAGGGUUGGUCUGAAUAUAAAUUUGGAUCUAUAAAACCAGCUCUUUUUUUAACAGAGCAUUUUCCCUGUUCUGCAAAAUAUACUCAAUGCUUAAUGACAAAUGUAGAUAAAGUCCUUAUUGAAAUUUUGUAUUCUCUGUCCUGUCCAUCAUUCUGCCCUUUCUCAAUGUACAAUUAUCUGUGAGAUGUACAUUCAUAUCUGCAAAUUAAUUUGCCACUGAGCUUUGGUUAUUUGUCACCCUUUCACAUUUAAAGGGCUCAAGAUAUAUGCAUUGUCUUCUCUGUUAUAUAUAUUUAUUACUUUUUUUAAAAUAAUGGAUCACAGUGGAUUUCUUUAAAAAGAACUCUCUAAAAUCCAUGCAAAUACUACUAUACUGGAGCUGUUCUUUCCUAUAAGCAAAAAGUCACUAUUAUAGUACAGCUUCUUCUGUGCAGGAAUAAACAGAGGUUCACUUAGUGAGUAAUGCACCAAAAUAUCCAAGGUGGCCUCGCAAUUAAAUCAAAUCAAAUUCCUCUUAUAGAAUUUCAAGGAAUGUUAGAAACAGGAAAAUAGUUAUUUAAUUUAUUGUUAAAGAAAUAUAUAUAUAUAUACCCACACAAGAAAUCAUGUUAACAAUGAGGACAAACUGAGUGCCAAAUAUUUGUCAUCUGUAUAAAUCUACACUACUAGAGAAACUAUUUUAUGUAAUUCUCUUUUCCCAUGCUUUUACGGUUCUUUUGAGCAGUUCUGUUUGGUAGCAUGCAGGAUAUCUAUACAGAAUAUACAGUGCAAUGUUUCAUUACAAUAAUUUCUUGCUUCUCGGUAAUAUCUCAUUUAACAAAAAAAAUAUUGUUUAUUUGAAACUUCUUUGCCAAUUGUUUUAUUCCUGGUUUUUUUUUUUUUUCAUUAUCUUUUCUCUGCCUUCGGCUAAUUGUAAGAAGAAGAAGAAAAAAACAACAACAGAUGUGCUUCAAUACUUUCCCACUCUCCCAUGGCUCUUUUAUGAAGCUGCCUCUUUUAAUUGGUUCCUGUAUUGUUUAUGACCAUAUUCUGUAAAUAAUUCUGCUAUUAAAUUUUUUGACAUAA
Molecule: messenger RNA, 10939 nt
Organism: Pantherophis guttatus
Lineage: Eukaryota; Metazoa; Chordata; Lepidosauria; Squamata; Colubridae
Gene: DLGAP2
Product: DLG associated protein 2
Biological process (GO): signaling
Cellular component (GO): glutamatergic synapse; postsynaptic specialization
Molecular function (GO): molecular adaptor activity
Source: RefSeq, a predicted model, not a curated record